AUGUCGUUUUCUCACACCAAGGCCAACAAGGAACAUCACAGAGCUCUUCAGGCAUUUGCCGAGAGCGAGGCUGUCAGCGACGGUCAAGACAGCGACGAUGGUUUCGAUAUCGUCGAGUCUUCGCGCAAAGGCCUUGACCUUUCGCAGUACAUCGAGGCACUCACACAAACACAGACGCAGUCCCAGCAUGCUUGUGGUCAGGACAACGCUGAAGAAACUGCAGAAACUGUCACUGACGACGAUGAGCCGUUGACGAAAUCACCAACACCCCAGGACCAGCCAGCCGCAGAGUCCGAGACCGACGAUGACGAACAUGAUGUGGAAUCGGAGUGGUCUGAAGAGGACACGCGAGCCGCCUACGAGGACUUCAAGAACCGCAGAACACUCAAAAGAAAACGUGCCGCUGCUGAGACGGUUCGCAUUCGUCAUCAAAAAAAGUCCAAAGCUGCAGCAGCAGCGAGUAUUGUGGGUCGAAAGCAUCCACCCAAAUGGAAGCGUCAGGAUGUCCGUGAUGUUGCGUUCAGUACAGACUCUGUAGCCGGAGACGCCGAUGAUGCGACGUAUCUGGACGACCCAAUACCAGAGUACGUUGCCUCGCGUCAAAAGCACCUCAAGAAGCUGCACGAAGCAGGCCUUCGAUACCCACCUAGCUACGAAGACAUAGAUUUUUCAGACUCUGAGACGGAAGAGAAGCCACAGCUCGAUAAAGCGGUCAAGCCACAGCGCGGAAAGAAGAAGAUCAGACUAGGUGGUGAAUCAGGAGGUGUCAUCCCAGCGGCGAUUGCACAAUGGCUGCGCGAUUACCAAGUCGAGGGUGUUGAGUUCCUGCACGAGCGCUUCGUCAAGCAGAUUGGAGCUAUACUGGGCGAUGAUAUGGGCUUGGGUAAAACCAUACAGGUCAUUGCUUUCCUCACGGCAGCCUUCGGCAAAACUGCAACCAAGAGAGACGCCAAGUGCAUGCGCAAGAUACGUCGAGAUGGUGAUGGUCGCUGGUAUCCCAAGGUACUUAUUGUGUGUCCAGGUACCUUGAUGCAGAACUGGGAAGACGAGCUCUCGAAGUGGGGCUGGUGGGAGGUCUACAGAUACCACGGCAAUGUUGCGGAUCGGAAAGGUGUACUGGGUGCUGCUAAGAAGGGCAUGUUGGAAAUCAUGAUCACAACCUACAAUACCUACCGCAUGAAUGAGAGCGAGGUCAAUACGAUUGACUGGGACUGCGUCAUCGCAGAUGAGUGCCAUUCGAUCAAGAGCAAGUCGUCGGAAGUAACUGUUGCGAUGAACAAGAUCAAUGCACUGUGUCGCAUUGGACUCACCGGCACUGCGAUCCAGAACAAGUACGAAGAGCUUUGGAACCUGCUCAAUUGGGCGCGGCCUGGUGCAUACGGAUCAGCUCAGGAGUGGAAGCAGACGAUCAGUCUCCCGCUGAAGCUGGGUCAAGCUCACGAUGCAACAAACGCCCAGCUUGCCGACUCGCGAAGCAGAGCGCAAGACCUCGUUCACAACAUCCUGCCCAGCGUCUUUCUUCGCAGGAUGAAGACGCUCAUUGCUGAUCAGCUGCCAAAGAAGAGCGACCGUGUAGUUUUCUGUCAGCUUACCGAGACUCAGGCAGAUGCAUAUCGAACCUUUCUUGAGAGUGACAGGUGCGAGUUCAUCCGGACAGCGAAGGAGCCAUGCGACUGCGGCUCUGGCAAAUCUAGAGGCUGGUGCUGCUAUUCAGAGAUACCAGGCGAAGGCGAGAAGUGGGCAAAAUUCAUGUUUCCAUGCAUGGUCACGCUCCAGAAACUUGCGAACCACAUCGCUCUUGUUGUACCCUCAUCGACGGACAACAAGGAGAAGCAAGCAAAAGACUUACUAACCUUAGAAACCGCUUGUCCAGAAACCUUCCAAGAGCUUUGGCGCAACCGAGACGCUAUCCUCAACCAGUCCCAACGCGAGUUUUGUGGAAAAUGGAAAGUUCUUCGGCGGCUUCUUGACUUCUGGCACACCAACGGCGACAAGGUUCUCAUCUUCUCUCACUCGGUUCGACUUUUGCGUCUCCUGCGCGGCCUCUUUGAUGUCGAUGGCACCAAGUACAACUUUUCCUAUCUCGACGGCUCGAUGAAAUACGAAGAGCGCUCCAAAGCCGUCGCAGACUUCAACGCCGAUCCCGAGCAAUUUGUCUUUUUAAUCAGCACGAAAGCCGGAGGCGUGGGUCUUAACAUUACGUCUGCGAACAAAGUCGUUGUUGUGGACCCGAAUUGGAAUCCAGCAUACGACCUUCAGGCUCAAGACCGUGCAUAUCGUAUUGGCCAAACCCGCGACGUUGAAGUUUUCCGUCUUGUCUCCAGCGGCACGAUUGAAGAGAUUGUAUACGCGCGACAGAUUUACAAACAACAACAAGCCAACAUCGGUUACAAUGCGUCAGAAGAGCGUCGUUACUUCAAAGGUGUAAUGGACCAAGCAAGCAAGAAAGGUGAGCUUUUUGGAUUAGAAAACCUCUUCACGUUCCAGGAGAACAGCGUUUUGCUCCGCGACAUCAUGCACAAGACCAACGUGGCUGAGUCACGCGCCGGCGUGCAAGCUGUCGACUUUCAAUUCGACGAAACUCAACACUCCUCCUCCGACGAUGAUGACAUCUUGUCCAAUAAAAAUCUUGGUAUCACAGGAGACGCCGACGAUGGGAAUUUAGCCAACAUCAAGCGCCUUGCCGACACCCUUGCUUUUCCGACCAAUUCCACCGAGGGCAAGAGCAAACGGGGGCGGAAGAAGUACCAAAAGCAAUCGGGCGCCGAUCCAAUCAACGCCAUCCUAGCAAAAGCAGGCGUGCAAUACACGCAUGAAAACUCUGAAGUUAUCGGCCGCAGUGAAAUCGAAGCUCGGCUGGGCAAGCAAGCCAUGGAGCUGCGCAACGACAUCGAUCUGAGCAAGAAACGCGUCUUUCAGGCUAGUCAGAGUCAGACCCAGCAUCAGAACUCGCAUCUACACUCGCGUCCCUUCGCCUAUGUGCAGGACAACGAGGACGAAGAUGAUGAAGAGGCUAAUGAUGAGGGUCUAAGGCUCACGGGAAGCGCAAAGAAGGGCAGCGGGCUCCGCAUCAGCUACAGAUACCGCCCUGACGAGCGCAUUCGGAAACGGCAGCUGUGCAGCAUGGCUGAGAGCAUGGGAUUCGAAGACCCUGUCGAGUUUGCGCUAUUGGUGGAGAGCAGUACGCAGACCGAGCGAAGAAAGAUGUUAGAGCGUUUCUAUCGUGGGAGGAGAAGGGAUAUUGCGAGCGAGUUGGAGCAAGCAUGA
Ascochyta rabiei is the source of this 3267-nucleotide messenger RNA. RefSeq lists its product as uncharacterized. The transcript is spliced from 2 exons. Gene Ontology annotation, molecular function: ATP-dependent chromatin remodeler activity; ATP binding. Bases 1 to 3267 code for a protein of 1088 amino acids. Lineage: Eukaryota; Fungi; Ascomycota; Dothideomycetes; Pleosporales; Didymellaceae. The record is from RefSeq and is a predicted model, not a curated record.